This is a messenger RNA of Aspergillus welwitschiae, 309 nucleotides long. RefSeq lists its product as uncharacterized. Bases 1 to 309 code for a protein of 102 amino acids. The transcript has a single exon. Lineage: Eukaryota; Fungi; Ascomycota; Eurotiomycetes; Eurotiales; Aspergillaceae. The record is from RefSeq and is a predicted model, not a curated record.
AUGACUUCUGGCGGCUGUACGCAAUUCACGGCUGAACCAUGUUGGAGAUGCCUAACGGCCGAAUCUACACCAGAGCUAGGAUGCCAUGAUCUUGGGCCAUUGGCUGCGGGCCCUAUUAGAGAAAUUGACCGUACUGUCCGUGCGCGCAACAUGGCGAAGCCUCACGACCCGGACGUACAACUGGCCAUGUGCCUCAUGGAUAUGCCGCAGAGCAUCGCCACCAAGUAUCAGGAUCGUCUUAUCGCCGACGAAAGUGCUGUGGGAAUGCAAGAGCGACGUGAUUAUGUUAUGUAUCUGGAUUCUCUUUAG